AUGAAAUCAGCGAAUGCCAAUGGUGGUCGUCCGCAGCCCUGGUGGUGUCGCAACAAUCGCAAUGCCGGCCAGAAUCGAUCGCCCAUCUCCAUCAAGCAUUCGGCGGACAGCAUCCGGCGGCCCACAAGCAACUCUGGUGUUUGGACAUGGCUUGGCGGUAGUCGACGAUCCUCCGCCGGGCCCGACCAGAUCGGACCGCCAUCCACAUCCCCAGCGGAGAAUCACUAUACCCAUAUGGACGACGCCUACAGUCCGGUGGGCGUCAGCGAGGCCCUCUAUGCGGAACUCGAUCGGGAGUCGGUGCGUUCCGCCAAUCCCUCGUAUCAGAAUACCGCCUACAGUCAGUGUGGUGAGAAAUACAAUUUCCAGGGCCACGAACAGGACAUUCCCAUGGUCGUAUCGUCGGCACCGAGCAGUGCCUACUACUCGGAUCUAUCCGUGACGGCCAUGCCCGGCGGUGGCGGGCCAAGUGGCAGCAAUCAGGGGGCCUACGAAAUCGUUGGACUGAACGUGAUGUCACAGCCGUUGCCAAAUUGGGAUCACCAUGGCGGUGGGGCGAAUGCAGGCGGAGGAGGAGGCAUUGCCACCACUGGACUGAUGCCAGGAGACGCAGUAGCGGCGGCGGCGGUGGCAGCAUCCAUGACACAGCGACGAGCGCCACGAUUGGCGGCCAUCAACGAGACGAGCACCAGCACAGUGCCCUCGGAUUAUGUCUAAGAGAAGAAAGAGAGAGUAGAGUAAAGGAUGUGGAUCUGGAGGACUGGAAGUGAAUGUGAAGUUGUUCAGCGAGCUUAAAAAUGUUAAUAGGAUAUAGGAAUACCGUUAUAUACACCCCAUAGAUCGUAGGAGUAUAUUCGAUUUAAAUAGGAUUUAUCUAUGGAUACGAUACCAUUUACCAUCUACCAUUUACCAUCUAUGUACCACUUAGUGCAUAGGAGACAACGACUUGUGUCUUUCGUUUUAUGUCUGAAUUGUAAUCUAUAUAUGAUAUAAUAUGAUAUGAUAUUGAAUAGGGGAUAAUAUUUAUAUGGAAUAUACAAGGCAAGAAUGUAUUAUAUAUAUUUAGUGUUUAUAUAGUAUCUAAGCAACGAUUUAAUCGUGGGUGAUAUUUAGCCUAUAAUAUGCUAUAUUCUUAUGUUCUAUAUGUACUUUAAAGCAUUUUCUAAAAAUGCCAACAUUUUUCAAUAGCCUUAAGGACAACAAAUGAAGCGAUAAUAGAAGACAGAAAUCCGCAAACCGUAUUGCCCCCCCUCCCACAAAAAAUAUAUAGGAAACGAUAUCUACAAUAUACGAAUACGAAUACAACAAUAUUUAUACAAUACACUCAACAUAUUUACAGCAAGAAAUACAACCAUUUAGCUCACAGAAGAAACAGAUACAGAUAUAUCUAUCUAUCUAUCUAUAAAGAAACAUAUUUACAACGAUUUUAAUGCAAAAGAUUUCACAAUAUUUACGCAAUCGAGGGGGAAAUGUGGCAGCAGCACAGUGGCACACACAUCAUAUCAUUUACCACAAUAUUCAAUAUACUAUAUAGCUAUCUAUAUACCGAUAUGCAAACAUACACACAGACGACACACUCGAAUCACGAAUCACAGACUCACCUUUAGCAGACGUCGCGACGUAUUGUAUUUUAGUUUUUACGGAUAGGCUCUCC
Messenger RNA from Drosophila obscura, 1654 nucleotides. RefSeq lists its product as uncharacterized. The coding region runs from base 1 to 717 and encodes 238 amino acids. NCBI's taxonomy places the organism in Eukaryota, Metazoa, Arthropoda, Insecta, Diptera, Drosophilidae. The transcript has 3 exons. The record is from RefSeq and is a predicted model, not a curated record.